AUGAAGUCUCCAAGGAUGAGAGUCUGUGCUAGGUCGGUCUUGCUGUCUCACUGGCUCUUUCUGGCCUAUGUGUUAAUGGUGUGCUGUAAGCUGAUGUCUGCCUCCAGCCAGCACCUCCGGGGACACGCAGGUCACCACCAAAUCAAGCAAGGGACCUGUGAGGUGGUCGCAGUGCACAGGUGCUGUAACAAGAACCGCAUAGAGGAGCGAUCACAAACGGUCAAGUGUUCUUGCUUCCCAGGACAGGUUGCUGGCACAACUCGGGCUCAGCCUUCUUGUGUCGAAGCUUCCAUUGUGAUUCAGAAAUGGUGGUGUCACAUGAAUCCUUGUUUGGAAGGAGAGGAUUGCAAAGUGCUGCCAGAUCACUCAGGUUGGUCCUGUAGCAGUGGCAAUAAAGUCAAAACUACAAAGGCAAGUACAGACAAAACCCAACUGUAA
Molecule: messenger RNA, 438 nt
Organism: Eubalaena glacialis (North Atlantic right whale)
Lineage: Eukaryota; Metazoa; Chordata; Mammalia; Artiodactyla; Balaenidae
Gene: TAFA4
Product: TAFA chemokine like family member 4
Exons: 4
Coding region: 1-438 (145 amino acids)
Biological process (GO): phagocytosis; macrophage chemotaxis
Molecular function (GO): receptor ligand activity
Source: RefSeq, a predicted model, not a curated record